Trichomonas vaginalis G3 is the source of this 192-nucleotide messenger RNA. RefSeq lists its product as uncharacterized. The record is from RefSeq and is a predicted model, not a curated record. NCBI's taxonomy places the organism in Eukaryota, Parabasalia, Trichomonadida, Trichomonadidae. The transcript has a single exon. Bases 1 to 192 code for a protein of 63 amino acids.
AUGAAUGCUGAUGUUCUCACUGUAGAUUAUCUCCUUAAGAAAGGUGCUACGAAAAGUAUCAAGGACAAUCAAAACAGAACUCCAAUUUUAUACAUCAAAGAGAAUCAAAAGAAAAAUCCUGAUUUAAGAGAAAAAUAUAUUGUGAUUAGGGAACACUUAUCUUCUAGGAAAAAAGAUAAUAAUCCUCAAUGA